GUAGCUGCUAUAAAUACUCUCUUUACACAAUCACUUGUUCUUGUUCGUUCUCUCACUGUUUCGAUUUUUAAUUAUUUUUUUAUAAUUUUUUUGUUUCAGAAAGUGACGUUUCACUUUUCUCAGCUCAAGGUUUCGAUGUUUGUCGGUGAAGUUUGGAUAUCUUAGAGAAAGGGAGAUACAGUCAAGGUUUAAUACUCAAUUUGGCUAUUGUUUUAGGAUAUUUUAAACACUAGUUAAGCCUGGCUUACGAUAGCUACCUUGAUUCCAGUCACCAAGGGGGCAUACCUCCCAUGGCACCUUCUCGGGUGGCAGGAGGUUUAGCUCAAUCAUCAUCAAGUUCUGGAAUUUUCUUUCAAGGAGAGGGGCAAUCACAUAAUUUAGUUAACUCUCACUUGAGCUCAUCGUUAGUUAACUCAUCUAACACUGUACCUGGAACUGGUCAUUCCAACCUUGGUCCGGUGUCUGGGGAUAUGAAUAACGGAAUUUUGAACAGUGUGGCAAACUCAGCACCAAGUGUUGGAGCUAGUUCUUUAGUCACAGAUGCAAAUUCUGCACUCUCUGGUGAGCGCCAUAUGCAAAGAAGUGCAAGCAUUAAUGGAGACUCGUAUUUAAGAUUACCCGCCUCACCCUUGUCAUUUACAUCAAACAACAUUAGUAUUUCUGGGUCACCUGCAAUGGAUGGUUCCUCUGUAGUACAGCAGAAUUCUCAUCAAGAUCAGAAUGCUCAACAGUUGCAGCAGAAUCAACAGAAGCUGCAGGGUGGUUCAAGUUCUAUGCUUUUGCCUGCUUCUCAAGUUGGCUCAUCUUCGCACCAAACGGGUGCACAAGUGCCUGGAUCUUUCACGGGCGCACAAGUGCCUGGAUCUUUCACUCAAGAUCCAAAUAAUAUAUCCCACCUGCUGAAAAAACGUAGGCUGGAUAUCAAACAAGAUGAUAUAAUGCAACAGCAGGUAAUACAGCAGCUUCUUCAGAGACAAGACCCCACACAAUUCCAAAAUCGUAAUCCACAGUUACAGGCUAUGUUUCAGCAACAGAGGCUGAAGCAACAACAAAUCUUUCAGUCGUUGCCCCCGGCUCAGCAACAAAUCUUUCAGUCAUUACCCCAGGCUCAGCGAAUGCAGUUUCUGCAGCAACAACAGCAGCAGCAACAACAGCAAAUGCAGAGGCAGCAAAUACCACAACAAAUGAUGCAGCCCUCGGCUGGUGUGAAGCGUCCGUAUGAUGGUGGUGGUGUUGGAGGUGUAUGUGCCCGUCGAUUGAUGCAGUACCUCUAUCAUCAAAGACAGCGACCAAAUGAUAAUAGUAUUGCAUAUUGGAGAAAAUUUGUGGCUGAAUAUUACUCUCCUCGUGCAAAGCAACGGUGGUGCUUAGCAUUAUAUAGUAACGUUGGACACCAUUCAGCUGGUGUUUUACCCCAGGCAACUACGCAUGCUUGGCAGUGUGACAUAUGCGGAACUAAAUCUGGAAGAAGGGGAUUUGAGGCAACUUUUGAUAUACUACCCAGACUUAAUGUAGUCAAAUUUGGUGGUGGAGUGAUCGAUGAACUUUUGUUUUUGGACUUGCCGCGUGAAGUAAGAUUUCCUUCUGGGCUGAUGAUGUUAGAAUAUACCAAAGCAGUUCAAGAGUGUGUAUAUGAGCAGCUUCGUGUUGUUCGUGAGGGUCAACUUCGUAUCGUAUUUACUCAAGAUCUGAAGAUAUUUUCUUGGGAUUUCUGUGUAAGGCGCCACGAAGAACUUCUUCCUCGAAAGUUAGUUGCACCACAGGUCAACCAAUUAGUUCAGGUUGCUCAAAAAUGCCAGAGUACAAUUUCUGAAAGUGGGUCAGAUGGAGUCUCUCAGCAAGACUUGCAAACAAACAGUAACAUGGUCCUGACUGCUGGGCGGCAGCUUGCGAAGAGUUUGGAGCUACAAUCACUAAAUGACUUGGGAUUUUCGAAAAGAUUUGUGAGAACUUUGCAGAUUUCUGAAGUUUGCAAUAGCAUGAAAGAUCUAAUCGAUAUAUGUUUUGAUCACAACGUUGGAGCACUUGAGAGUUUGAAAAAUUAUUCUCAAUAUUCAACCACGCCAAAGCUCCAAAUGCAAAAGAUGCAGGAGAUGGAACAGGCAGCAAAUGGUCAAGGACCCCCACCUGAUCAAAACACACUUAAUAAGCUGAUGGCAUUGAAUCCUGGAUCAAACAAUCACAUAAGCAAUAGUAAUCACAAUAUGGGAAAUCGUGGUGCUUUGACUGUGCCAUCACAAGCUGCUAUGGCAAUGUCUAAUUACCAGAAUCUUCUCAUGAGGCAAAACUCAAUGAAUUCAAGCCCUGGCUCCCUUCAUCGAGAAGGGUCCCCUUUCAGUAACUCAAACCAGAAUCCCUCACCAGCUUCUUUGCAAGGUGCUGGGGCUGCUAUAAUCCCAGGCUCUAUGCAGAAUUCACCUCACAACAGUGGUGGUGGAUUCUCAAAUCCCCAUCUACCCUCACUACAGCAGCGGCAGCAGCAGCAGCAGCAACAACACCUUCAACAGCGCUCAUUAAGUGCAAAUAAUUUACCUCAACAAAAUCACUCUCAGGGACCUCAAGGAAACCAAUCGCUGCAACAGCAGAUGAUCCAGCAACUACUGCAGGAUAUGUCAAAUAACAACGGGGGAGUACAACAACAGUCUCAUAGUGGACCCAAUGUAAGUGGGAAUAUGGCAAAGAAUAAUUUGGGUUUUGGGGGCCAAACUCCAACCACUAAUGGAGGAGGCUCUGCCAAUGGUCAAGGAAAUAAUGGACCUGUUUCAAGGAGUAACAGCUUCAAAGCAGCUUCAAACAGUGAUUCUUCUGCAGCAGCUGGUGGAGGCGGCAACAAUGGAUUCAACCAGAGGCCAUCUGACAUGUCGCAGAAUCUAGCCUUACAAGACGUUGCUUCCGACUUUGCCCCUGACUUCACAGAUAGCGCUUUCUUUAACAGUGAUCUGGAUGAUAACAUGGGUUUUACCUGGAAGCCAUGACUGACUGAACUUGUCACUAUAAUUGGAAUUUCUGUUCAAUUAUUUUAUCUUACUAUAUUAUCUUUGUACAGUGGAUACUUUAAAUAGUUUCUGCCUUAUAUUUUUCUUGUUUUCUUUUUGUGGUCAUUUUCUUGAUGGAAUUUGUCAUGACUCUUACUCCAAAGGUGCUUUAGAGAUUUUAUUUGGGGUUGUUUUUUCCUGGCCUGCAAGUGUAAUCUACUAGUACUUAUCAUCCGUGCAACACACGGAGAGAUAUUGUUGUUUGGUUGUAUUUUCAUAUUGAAAAGUUAGUCAAUGAUUUAGACAUAAAAGAAGGCCUUCAUCUGUUGCAUGAAAA
This is a messenger RNA of Medicago truncatula (barrel medic), 3312 nucleotides long. RefSeq names its product probable transcriptional regulator SLK2. NCBI's taxonomy places the organism in Eukaryota, Viridiplantae, Streptophyta, Magnoliopsida, Fabales, Fabaceae. The transcript is spliced from 10 exons. Bases 291 to 2975 code for a protein of 894 amino acids. The record is from RefSeq and is a predicted model, not a curated record.